Molecule: messenger RNA, 1716 nt
Organism: Formica exsecta
Lineage: Eukaryota; Metazoa; Arthropoda; Insecta; Hymenoptera; Formicidae
Exons: 4
Coding region: 30-503 (157 amino acids)
Source: RefSeq, a predicted model, not a curated record
GUCUCGCUUCUCACCGAAGAAAACCGGAAAUGGUCGUAGUCUUCGCGCGCACUGGCGGGAAAAUCUCUACAUACUCGUCGCGAUCGCAUCCUCGCGACUGUGCGAAUCCGCUCGGUGCUCGUUGUCGGAAUUUUGUUCUCGUUUCUCAAUCGUUGGACGAUCCCUUGCGGGUAUCACAGUUCCGUGACACUUCUCCUCUUGCGCGCAUAUCAUGCCAUUCCCCGACUACUAUCAGAGAGGUGAAAGUUGGUCUCUAUCUAGAUCCGGGAUUGAAUUUAUUACGAUAUUGGUGGAAUUUAAUUUGUCGGACGUGCUGCGUCAAAAGUAUACUAAUGCGAUUAAAUGGUGACGAAAAUAAUCUUGCCAUCGUGUUUAUGUUUCGGGGGAAUGCAAAAAGGAUUCGUACGCGACGAGCUUAUGAAUAUUAUGCAAGAGAAAAUGCAAGUGGGAGUUGCCUUCUCUGUUCUCGCGAGUCGCGAGUAAUUCCAAGAUGUACCAGAUAAGCUCUGCUUUGCCUUAAGGAGCCGGUGCCGUUACGGCUGAUGCGACGCGACCAUCAAACCACUGCAAACGAAGCUGCACGGUGACAGUGCACACUACGUAGGGAAAAGGCUUUGAUAGUGUAAACCGCAAAGCGUAGCCUACAAGGGCAACACAGACGGGCUAGUUGCGCCGUCUCUUGCAACGGCGGAUUCAGCAGAAUUACGGUAGAGAGAAUCGAUAUAUUUUGCUCGAUAUAUUUUAACGAUCUUUUGAAGUAAUUGUGAAUUUAUUGCGUGGUUUUUAUAAAAACGAGACGAUUCUCUGUAUAGUUGUAUAGAUAUUACGCGAACUCUGGCGUAAUAUCUAUACAACUAUACGAUAUGAAUUUCUCGAACUGAAUCUGCUCGCCCGAAUUAACAUCGUGGAAAUGAAUUGUAUGCUCGAUGUCGGUGCAUCUUAAUUCCGCUUGUUUGUAAUAAUUUACCGUAAUAUAAUGCAAAUUUUCCAUUGAAAUUCGAAUAUUUUCUACAACAGAAUAAUUCCGUAGCAUUUGCAAUGAAACGAAAUGAAAUGCCACGUUCCAUAUAAUGCAGAAAGUACGAAAUAGAUCGGAGAACAAUUAUUUUAAAAUUAUUGAGAUACAUUAAUUAGAUAUUUAUUAAAUAUAUGUAUCAUAUAUAUUAUAUUUAUGUCACGUUCGUUUUAAUUUAUGGAUAAAAAUAUGAGUGGUAAAAUUGAGAAAAAAAAAUUGCUUCAAUAAAUUAUUAUUUGAUAUCUACACAAGGAUGUAUUAUUCUCUCGCAAUUGCUAUAAAAUAAACUACCAAUCACGCAGAAUAACACAUUGGAUUUGUUUUUUUCUCGUAAUUGCUAUAAAAGAAACUGCAAUCACGCAGAAUAAUACAUCGCAUUCUACCCGGGCCGCUAUAAAUUUCCAAUCUUCCCACACAUCCUGUGUAAUCAGUUAAAUCAAAUAUUGAAAUGGUAGAUCGAAGCGAAUUAUAUAACGGCAUUACAUUGAUGUAUGCGAUUCCUAGGUACUCUCGCUACAUAUCGAUAAAUGCAAAAUGCAUUUGCGUACGUAUGCGUAUAAUAGCGCCUGCGUUAUCGUUUUAGAAGGUACAAGCUACGCGGAUAUCCAAAACCGAACAGGUAGAGCUUUUACAUUCACAAAGGUAUUAUCGAGACUUAUGAGGAUUAUGAGCGAUUGCGUAAUUGUAACGAUUCUGCAGAU